This is a messenger RNA of Aspergillus oryzae RIB40, 1152 nucleotides long. RefSeq lists its product as uncharacterized. The coding region runs from base 1 to 1152 and encodes 383 amino acids. The transcript has a single exon. The record is from RefSeq and is a predicted model, not a curated record. Lineage: Eukaryota; Fungi; Ascomycota; Eurotiomycetes; Eurotiales; Aspergillaceae.
AUGCCUCCAGUUAUACAAGCUGGGGAUGACUUCCCCAGCAUUCCAGCAACCGACAACAAUGACAUGCUCAGUGGAAUCCAACCGUCACCAGAGGUCGAAGCCCUCACCGACCGAUCAGUGAUAGCGCCACUCGCGGAAAAGCCCCAUUCCCUCGUGGCACGAGAUAACCCGAAGUAUAUUCCAGGUGACGGUGCGGUAGACCCGGAUAAGAUCAACAUGCAAGGUCUGCUGGCGCUUUUUGCCCUCAUCGGAGCCGCCUUCGUUCUCGCCGCCAUCUGGUUCUUCUUCUGGGCCAAGAACGGUGGAUUCAUCUGGCGAAAGGGAGACUGGGAGGACUACAAGUCGACAGUUCUACGACGCAAGGGUCCCGACGGUGAAACCCUAAGUAAUGCGACCAAGAGUACCAAGUUGGGCGGUGGCAGUGUCGUCGGCAAACGCUAUGAUGAGGACGGCUACACUGUCUCGGGAUACACCGACACAGCGACCGAAAUAACAGAGAAGGACGGACCGAGACGCAAGCGCGGACUAAAAGAGAAACUCCUUGGAAAGAAACACGAACGAUAUGAGAACGAGGCAGAUGAGGACGUGCGCGCAUACCGUAAAGAGAAGCCAGCUCGAAUCGGCGGUAUCAACGCCGAUGCCGACGGCACCUACUACGGCAGUGACUACGACACUUCCAAUCCACCCAGCUACUACCAGCAGAGCGAGAUGAGCCAGGUUCGCGAUUACGCCUACGAGCCGAGCCGUCAGAAGAGCAAGCGUCGUGAUUUCUCUUUCACCCCGGGCACCGAAGAAGUCCUCAGCCAGCCUCCAACAGAAAAUCACCGCAUUCGCGAACCCUCUACUCGCCGCCAUAAUCGGCGUCGCGAACGACGCCACCAUGCACCCCCGACAUCGUCCUCGCGCCAGAGUAGCCCUCGCAAGCGUGACAGACGGUCUGUGCCGGGUCAUUACACCGAACCGCUCGACUUUUCGUCCGCUCCCUCGCGCUCCGAUUAUCAGUACUCGAACGUUGAUACGGAGGAUACUGGAACCAGAAGCUACCAUCACCCGAUCCCCGGGUUGAGCAAGGGAUACCGUCGUGAUGGAGGACGGAGCCGUCGCCGCGACAGUCUUAGUGACAGUGACGGCGAUGAAACUCGCUACUCGUGA